AUGGCUGCAUUGUAUGAUUCCGAAGCAGCUCUUAAGUUUCAACCAGGUGUCUCCCGUUUGCCUGAUAGAAAGGACAUCUGUAUUAGAAUGAUACAUAAACGCAAUCAUCCGCAAGGAUUAUACUAUCUGUGUAAAGGAAAUUUGGUUGAGUGACUAAUGGCAUCAUAGAAUAUAUAUAGGAACUCCCCGCUACCUUGCUUUCUGAGUAUUGCUUCAUUUAAGUUUUACCUCAACAAGUUCUUUUUGCGUCGAAAUAUAAAAACGAAACCAACUUCGCAGCGCUUUUAACACAGAAAAAGACGGUUGAAACAAAAUUGACCCACCCAGACUUUUUAAAAAAUAAAAGAACACAGUCUGUCUGCUAAGGCAAAUCGAUUAUUUUACCCAUUGCAGUCUUAUAAAUCUAGAAGCUCGCCUGUUUUAAAGCGAAUGAAAAACUUUGUGCCUUUAUUUCCGGCAGUCAACUUUUUCCAUCUGGGAUGUUUUAAAGACUAUCCCAUCCGUGCCAUACCAGAAGUACUUGGCGUCUGGAGGCUUGAAAGCAAUGCGACUCAGAGAUGCGCGCAGGCCGCAAAGAGGGCUGGGUACUUAGUGUUUGGAGUGCAGGAUGGAGGUGAAUGCUGGUCAGGACCGCUGGCUCAGGAGACGUACAAAAAGUACGGAGCUUCGACCAGAUGUGUGGGCGGAACUGGUUGGGCCUGGGCACAAGACGUGUACAGGAUUGUUAGUAAGUGAUAGACGUGUCGUCCUGCAGGUCCUUCCAUUUGCUUGACAUCUCUGAAAAAAGGGUUUUUUUAACGCUAAAGUUCUCUUCGUACCUAACGCUCUAAAUAUUUCGCGUGAGAUACAAGAAUUUUCCAUGCAAAGUGAAUUACAAAUCACCAGAACACAAACAUUAAUGUUCUCUUCAAAGGCUCACAACGUACUACAGAUGCGCGCAAAUCGUAAAUGAUGUGAUAAUGUUAUCACACUCACCUGGCGACAACUGAUCCCCUCCCGUUCCCCCUGAACAUACACAAAUAUAAAACCCAAAAAUACAUCCCCACCAGCGAUGAAUAAUUUCUUGUCCCUGAGAACUAAGAUAAAAACAAGAAAAUAUAUCUAUACAAGAGUCUUUGUUGUAUGUUUUAGUUGGUCAUUUUAAACAAAUUCUGCGUUUUUUUCUGUGAUUUCAGAUGCUUCACUGAUUGCUAACUACGAUGUGAAAAGAUGUUACGAGGUGGAAAUCACAUUUUAUUAUCAAAUCCAAGGAGGUCUUACAAGUAGCACCAUAAAUAACACCAGAAAGACGUUUUCUGAUCUUUUAAGCAGAAUGUCCAGCAUUCUCUCGUCUCUCCCCGAGUGCAGUAAUGUCACAGUCACCAGGAAAGAUAUAAUUAACUCUCUCCCAGGAGUGAGAAGUGUUUUUUUCAGAAUACAACUGAUAUUUACAGCAUCUACAAGUGUGCCAGAUUAUGAAGUUUCCAAGAGGCUUACAGUCUGUAUUAGUACUCUACCUGCCUACAAACAAUUUUUAGACGCAAGUACUCCAAAAAUAAAGCAAGGAAAUAUAAGUUACUCCAACUACAAUUUAUCCUCAAUAUCAAACAAGACAUCAUGUUGUUGUGGGGAUAUACCGCCGCCUUGCUGUGCUGUGGGCUCAAUACGGAUUAACAGCACCAAAUGUGGUAAGUUACCAACAACCAAUAACCAACACAGCGAUCAAACAUGAGGCAUGCGCAAAUUAAAUAGUUUUGGCCAGCCGUGCGCCGGGUUUCCGCGCAAAAUUUUAACGGGAAAUGUUAAGACACCACUUCCACUCGAAAUUCACGAAAAUGAAUUGAAACGUAUGGAUUCCUUUCUGCAGGUUGUUUGCCAGGGUUCCAUUUUGUUCCUGGUAAUUUAUGUGAGCGUUGUCCUUCAGACACCUAUCAGGACGAACAAGGUCAAAGUUCAUGCAAGAAGUGUUCAGGAAGAAAACAAACAUUUGGAAAAACAGGAAUGACUAGCAAUUCCGGCUGCCUUGGUGAGCCUUAAAUAUCAGGGAACGUGUCAGUGAAAUAAGGUUUUAGAAAAACGAAAGAACGCACUUGAGCUCGGAUAAACUUUCCAGUAGCCGUUCCGUUUCUUCAUUUCUCUUCAUUAGCAUCAAUAUCGUCUUCACGAUGUAUUUCCUUUUUAUCCGGCAUAUUUAGUGCUGUUUGUCUACUUAAGUGCCUUGUCACUGAAACUGUUGUGGUAGAUGCUGAUUUUCCAUAUUUGCACAAUCGGCCUCAAACCAGUUUUCAAUUUACUUUCGAAAGACUAAAGCCAAAGUAAUCCCAGCGACAAAACAGAACAAAGAUUUACAUUAUCAUUAGCCAAUGGGAAUUCAAAGUGAAAAUAAUCAAACUGCUUGACGGUUCUUCUUGCAUCUGUUUGGUUCAGAUAGUGUGACUUUCUGAAUCAAUUACAGAGCAAAGUUAACUGAAACCAAAGCAAUCUUAGAUUACUUUCGAAACUCAAUUGAAAAUUGCUCUAUUGACCAUGGAUCUUCAGGAACUGAGUUUUGACGGGCAACGACUGGUCAAUAUUUAUCGCGGGGGGGGCGGGGGGAGGGGGGGGGUUGGAAGAUUUGGUUUUGUCACGAUAAAGUUUACUAACCACCCUCCCGCUAGGGGCUGGUCCCCUCUCACUGUACUUUGUGUUUCCUUGCAGACCCUCCAUUGAUUGGUAACUAUGACGUCAAACGAUGUUAUGUACUAGACGUCAUAUUCAAUUAUCGAAUCCCAGGAGGCCUUACGGUCAACACCACCAGAAAUGUCAUAGGGGAGUUUCAAAGUCUUUUUCUGGUUGUACAAAAUCUAUAUCUUUCUCUUCAACAAUGCAAAGAGGUGAUAAUCACAAUCGGAAAUAUAGCAUCAUCUCCACCAGGAGUUAGUCUUGUUUACUUCCGAGUACCACUUACUUUUACAGCAUCAAAUAACAUAGCUGAUGAUCAAAUGGCUAUAAAUGUUACAACCUGUGUAAACGCUGCAAAUGUCUCCCUAAAAGGAUAUAUAGACCGAAGUGCUCCAAACAUAACUCAAAACAAAAUCACAUACCAAAUUAACCAACAGUCUUCAUUGGAGAAGAAGUCAUGCUGUGGUGGGGAUAUACUGCCGCCCUGCUGUGCCGUUGGCUCAAUCAAGAUUUCAAAUACUAGUUGCGGUAAGGAUUUUCAUUUCUAUUUUGAAAGAAAUAAACAUUCCACCAAUAAAAUGAUACACACAGUUUGUGCAGUGGUAUUAGUACUAAACGCAAGCGCGGUAAAAUCCCCAAAAGUGUUCUCGUCCCUAAAUCCCUCUCCUUGACACUGGACAGAAACUUGGUUUUUUUUCCCUCCAACGUUUUAGACAAAUUUUGUCACUUUUUCAGGUUGUUUGCCCGGAUUUCACCACGUUACCGGCCGUUCGUGUGUUCCUUGUCCAUCUGACACUUAUCAGGAUGAACAAGGACAAAAGUCUUGUAAGACUUGUCCAGCUAAUACAGUAACAUUUGGUAAGACAAGAAUGACAAACAAGGCCAACUGCACAGGUAUGGGCAGAAACAAAACUGCGCUAAGGUUCGUUUGACUUUACAUACACCUCUCCUAUCCUAUCAAACAUUCGAGAUUGCUUCGUUUUCUUUUAAGAUACAAAUGCUCUGCAAAUUCACGACCAAGUAGUUUUCCUGCUUGAAAAUAUCAACAACGAAAAGAUAGUCCCGAAUGUUACUUUUACUACAGUUCUGACUUCCCUUCCUAACAGUGUCCUCGUCCCUUAAUCUCUCUCCUUGAAAAAUCCUUUGACACUGGACAGAAUCUUUGUGUUUUUUUCUCAAACGUUUCAAACAAAUUUUGUCACUUUUUCAGGUUGUUUGCCUGGAUUUCACUUCGUCACUGGCCGUUCGUGUGUCUCUUGUCCUUCUGACACUUAUCAGAAUGAACAUGGACAAAAAUAUUGUAAGACUUGUCCAGUUAAUACAGGAACAUUUGGUAAGACAAGAAUGACAAACCAAGCCAACUGCACAGGUAUGGCAGCAACAAAACUGCGCUAAGGUUCAUUUGACUUUUCCUACACCUUUCCUUUCCUAUCCUAUCAAACAUUUGAGACUUGCUUCGUUUUCUUUUUAGAUACAAAUCCUCUGCAAGUUAACGACCAAGUAGUUUUUCUGCCUGAAAACAUCAACAACGAAACAAUAGUCGUGAAUGUUACUGUUACUGCAGUUCUGGCUUCCCUUGUUCGACCAUUUAAGUUUUACUUAGAUAAUGUCACACAGCCACGACUACUGUCACGCGAGGUGUCAAGGCGAAAGCGGCGUCGUGUUGAAGUUGAUUCUCAGUGUACACACCCUGAGCUCUGUCCUCAAAUGUUAGUCGAUCUCUGUUUUACGGCAGGUGCCGUCAAACCAGAAAAUUAUUUCUGCAUUCAUCGAUUCACUGGACGAAUAAGGAUAACGCAAGACUUUGUCUUCAAGCAAGGUGAAGUAUUUGAUUUACAAAUACGCGUGACGGACAGCGACCCAAGAGGAAUAACCGUAAACAAAGCCAAAGUCAAACUCAUUUCUGGUGACCCGUGUAAGAACGUCCAAGCGAUUUAUGAUGAAGCCGUGAAAUAUUGCAUCAAGAAUUCGGAAUCUGUCGAUGGAGGAAAGAAGUGCUUGAGUAUUCAGUGCACAGAGACUGCCCAUGAGUGGAAAGAAGCACUUAACAGUGCAAGUAAAGUACCAGAGAAAGACUGUUCAGCUGAUCCCCAUAAUCUUACAAUGCUCAUCCGCGAAUACUCACGUUGUGGUAAGUAGUCACGUGUUGUACAGUCCACUCUAUCUCCUGAUCUUAUCACGCAACACGUGUUCUUUCUUAGAGAGCGCGUUGCGUGACCAACAAGCAAAGACUUCGAAGGAGACUGGAGUCGACUCCCAAAAACAGUAACUUUGAAAAGUAUCGAUGGAUACAGUUUGUUACUCUCCCCUCCCCUACCCCCUUCCCUUUGCCGUCCACACUAAAUGUCCGAAAACACUGAUGAAAGCGACAGAGUGUUGUUUUUCACGUCACCAUUUUGAGAAGCAUCCGUUUUUACCUGUCCACAAAAGAAAUUGGGCAUUUUCAAAAGACUCCACUUUUGAAAUCGUCUUGGACAGUGUUCAUUUUAUUCCCUUUCAUCAGGUGUUUCGGUGUGGACGAAAGAGAAUGGGGCUAUAUGACCGCCGUCAGACAAGUUGAUUACUGUUGACCUGUAUUGCAGAUUGUUAACUCUCCGAGAUGUGUUUUUCACCAAAGAUGUACAUUUCGGAUUUAAUGCUGCAGUCAGAAAUCCUAAAUGUGCAUUACUUAUAUCCACAAUUCAGAGCUUUGAUAAGAGAUCUGAAUCGACUGUUGCAAAAUUUAAACAAGAUAGAUUUUCAGAUCGAAAAUUUAUUGUUAACUACAGGUACUCACUUUAAAUCAACUCAAUCGUUGACUUCUUUGGAUUGACUCGAAUUCUGCAACGUGCUUGGCAAUUGUAAAUUAAAGUUGCUUAUUGCUAAAAAUUUUGCUGGGCAAACUUUAAAUGCUACGUUCUCUCAAAUUCCCUUAUAGCAUCUUUUAAUCUUGAAAAUAUGGUAUGGCAAAAUUUGAACUAUUUCCUUCUCAUUUCAGCCGUUUAUCAGCUUGUGAACGCAGAAGUGUUUCCAGUUGUUACUUCUCUUAACAGGCUAGCCCUUUCCAAGUACAAUUUGUGCAGUUCAUCGUGCGUUGUCGGAUGCUGGCUUCCUCUAACUACGGUUCUGUUUUGAAAGCAGCUUCAAACUCUUAAUAAAAAACAUUUAGUGCUUUACUCACCCUUCUAGUCUUUAUUCCAAUAGGUCUCUGGAGUUGUUGCUGUUGGUAAGUAUGUCAACAUCGAAUAUGGCGUACGCAUGUGAGUUAGAGAUUAUCCACCUCUUAGAUAUUUGAGGCUGCUAAGGGUCGCCGCUUGGGAUUUGAAGCAGCGUGUAUUUUAGAGAUCAGAAGCAAACUCUUUGCAAACAACAUUUAGUGCUUUACUCACCCUUUUAGUCUUUUUCUUAAUAGGUCUCCGGAGUUUUUUUCUGUUGGUAAGUAUGUCAAGAUUGAAUAUGGUGUACACAACUGAGUUAGAGAUUACUGUUUUCUCACAUUCCCACAUAGCAUCUUUUAACCUUGGUAGCAUGGUGAUAAUGGCAAAUGGCAAAAUUUGAACUAUUAUCCGUCUCCUUACAGCCGUUUAUCAGCUUGUGAACGCAGAGGUGUUUCCAGUUGUCAUUUCUCUUAACAGGCAAGCCCUUUACAAGUACAAUUUGUGCAGUUCAUCGUCCGUUGUCGGAUGCUGGCCUCCUCUAACUACGGUUCUGUUUUGAAAGCAGCCUCAAACUCUUUAUAAACAACAUUUAGUGCUAUACUCACCCUUUUAGUCUUAAUCUUAACAGGUUUCCGGAUUUGUUAAUGUUGGUAAGUAUGUCAACAUUGGAUAUGGCGAAUGCAAGCGAGUCAGAGAUUAUCCACUCCUAAGACAUUGGAGGCUGCUGGGGUCACCGCUUGGGAUUUGAGGCAGCGUGCAUUUGAGAGGCGAUGGAGACGUCAGUGGUUGAUAAAACUCCGUUUUCUUCCCAGCAAAUAAAAUAGGGACCAUUAGCAGUUAGGACGGCAACACCAAAGAGGACGUAGAUUUAAAAAAAUGAAUAUUUAUUUUUAGUUGGAAUCUCGUGAAUGACUGGAUGUGUUUACCAUCUCUUACGGCGCACAUCUAGCCCUGGUUUUUCGAAGCUCGGAUAACGCUAUUCACUGGAUAAAUCUCUAUCUGGUGGAUAACGCUAUACGUUUUUCUAUCACUUAUCCGUUGGAGAGCGAUUUAUCCAUUGAAUAUCAUUAUCCGCCCUUUACACAACAGUAAUAGUUUAGGAAUACAAUAAACUUGAACCUUCUUGAGUUUAUUUAGAAUGCUGACUCACCAGUAUCUGUGUUCAAAAUGGAGAAACUGAAAAGGAGGUUGCUUCGGAUCUCUUCGGAACGCCUUCGAAAAUGGAAGCAAGUUUUCGGUAUCAUAUGGUACUAUGCGACAUAUUCUGAAGGUAAAAUGUCACGUCCUAGACUUCACGAAAGUUGACAGGUAUAUUGUUACAAAGGUGAUCGCAUGAAAGAAGUUAUCGCUUAUGAAAGGCCCCUAACAUAGUAAAAAAAUUGCCACCACUGAGAAUUGGUUGCUAGGAAAGGUUCGACUGUGAUGCGAAGGUAUUUUGUGACAGCGCUACCUCGUGUCACGUCAUCUUAACGCCGCUGACCUUCUCUCGACUAAAGCAAACAUUCCGUUGAAGAUAAGGAAGUCAGUGGAAUUUGGCAGGUUCUCAUGAAUUGAGUUACAAAAGGGAUUUGUGCAAAUAAUUGCUGUGAUUCGAAGGCCAUUGCCCACAAUUUACUCUCUUCAACAAGCGAAUGAAAGAAAAAUUGAAACCUGGGCAAAGCAGUUUGCCAUCCUUAUCUUGAAGGCCUAUUUCCUGAUUCUUAUUUUGUUUUGUUUUGUUUUGUUUUCGUUUGUUUGUUUUUCGGUAGGGGACGACUAUACACAGGCUUAAGGCUUUCUAAGCUAAAUUUCCGAAGUUCAGUAUUAAGUCGGAGCGAAUGGGCGAAACGCUCGAAACGUCAGCUUACAAACUCUUUACAGUGGCCAAUUUCUAUUAUCAACUCAGUUGAUAAAAUAACAUUAUCUUGUUACACAGCCCCACCGACGCAGCACCAGGGCUCCUUUAGAAACUUAUCCCCCUUUGUACACAGGGUAGACUUGUGAUAAGGCCAAAAAUAAUAAUUUGAUGCGUAAAUUUUAAAGAAAGGCGAGAGUGAUUCGUAAAUUUAUGAGCAGGCGUGAAGCGUGACUUACCUCCUGAAAUAUACGUCACCCUUUAAUUUUUUUCUUUAAUGUGGUCACAACCUCAAGAUUUUCUUAAAACCUUGCACACAAGAAGAGGGAUUUGGAGUUGUCGCGACACGUGAAUCGCCGUUUGAAGCGUACGAGACGCGAUGUUUUUUUUCUAAAAUAUUGCGUAAAAGUGGAUCAGGAACCGCUCUUCCACCUCCCCCUUCCCUAUAUAAAAAGUAAAUAAAAAAUAAAAAAAUCUAAAAAUUUAUAAAGAACUUGUCUGGCAUGCUCCAGUGUCAGUGGUUUCGUCCUUGCAGCGGCUGCUUUAAUCUGUUAUUAUGUUUCUUCACUCGGAGAAAAGAGGAAUGUGAACAAUUUUCUUCGCUCUAUCUACUGUAGUGAGCAAAACUACUGAUUUCAAACAUGACUCCAUUGAUACGGUGUCCAAAAAGGCCCUUUAUUAACUCAGGCGAGUAUGAUUUUAGAAAAUUGUCCCUAGUUUAAAUUUUGAUGUUUUAAAGCUCGAGGAUAGAAAACUCUUCAUACCGGCGGUUGGCGAUAGGAAAUCGGAGGGGGGGGGGGAGGGUGGCAAUUACCCAUCCACUCCCCUCUAUUUCGAUUCCAAUUCUAUAUCAAACAAGGCAGCAUGGAAAGGAAGGAACAAUGAUGAUAAUCAAACGUGACUGCCCGGAGGAGCAUCCCCUAUAGCGCUAACACGCUCUCUACGAUGAGAUGUCUGCACUGCAGGCUGAUGAAUCCCAAGAAUAAAAUUAACACCUAAUCUUACUGGUCAUCUGCAUCAAUUGUGUAGGAUACAGGAAGCAUGUACGAUAGUUAAUCAAAAGGCUUCCUCUACAGAGUCGUUAUAAACAGAAAACAGUAGACAUCUUAGAAUUCAUGUAGCCUUGUAUAGAACAAUUUUUCUAUUGAGUAUCGAAGUAGUCUGAAAUUACAUUGUUUUUGCUUUACUUCACACUGUUAUUGGUGCAGAAAACUCGCGUCACUUCCACGACCAAUCAGAUGCAAAAGUAAAACUAAUCACGACCUGGUCGCCCGCAUUUUCCCGCGCUGUAGACAAUUUGGUAUUUUUUACUCUGAGUUCUCAUUGGCUCUUAAAAUAUUAUCCUUCUUCUGAUUGGCUGUUGUAAUCACUUCGGUUUUGGUUUCGCGACACUCAAUCAAGACGCACUUUAUCACGCUUUAGUUAAUUAGUUGUCGUGCUCAACAUCACAAAUUCACCACUCUUACAUCCAUCAGGAGAAGUGCGGCUGUCUCCUCUCUCAAUAACAACUGCGCUCGUUUGGAGACUUCUUUCGUUUCCUCAUGUUCUUUCAUUACCUGAAAACAGUAGAAGAAUUUCUGUCAGAAUUCAGCCAGGAAGAUUACCUUUAAUCUGUUUGCGUAACAUGAGUAAACUCUUGAGAAUGGCGCUACUCAAAAGCAAAAACAAAAAAGCUUUAUUCUUUGUUAGAUAAUUCGUAUGCUGACCGGCUAAAAGAGUUUUAUGUUGAUAUCAGAAAUGUGCGGUAAAUGUUGAUAAAACAUCAUUUUCUCCCCACAUUCUCCAUUUAGGAGCUACAGCUAUUAGAGCCCGUGAUGUUUACCUGUGCGUGACGAGCUACGAGAGGAGCGAUGUUUACCGAAAGUAGCGUAUCUGUCUUCACUGUUAGCGAUACAGAGAGUCUAUACAGUUCUCACCAACAAUCUGUGGCAAACUUGUUAACCUCAGUCCUCAACAAGGAUUUUGAAACUAUAACUUUAUAUUCGUCAAAGCGAUUGAACGCCAACACACGAAACGUCAGCCUUUAAAGUCUUUACGGUGGCAAAUUUACGUUUUCAACUUAGUUGUUAACACUAAAUUACCUGUUAUUCUGGCGAUGACGAGGACUGGUCACGUGUCACCUUACGAAACUCACCCCUUUGUAAUUGGCUGACGAGCGCUUAGGCUUAGGCUUAGGCGCGAAACUCAGAGUAACAGAGAAUCGAUGCGUCCUCUUUGAUUCUUUCACUUAUAUCUACUCAGCUCUGCUACCACAGUAUUGAGCACUUUAUGCCAAGGUAGACUCUACCCCCACAUUUAUAUAUACAUAUAUGUAUGUGAUAGAAUAGGAUCUUUAUCAUUAUUCUUUAUACUUUAUCUAUCCAUUAGAAUAUUUUGUUUUCACAAAAUUUAAUUAGAAUUCACAUAUAGUAGAUCUAUAUACAUCAUUUUAUAACUUUUAAAACAUUUUAAAUUUACUUUUUAUAAUUAUUAUUAUUAUUAUUAUUAUUUUUAGCAAUAGAUAUGGACCUCGAACGAGAUUCAUAUGUUUUUAAUAGUCCCUAUUAUGAUAUUCUUAACUCAUGUAUUUAUAUAUUUUUUUAUCAUAAGUAGGUUAGAUUUACUUUUCUAUUUCUUUUUUAUUGUUAUUAUUAUUAUUAUUAUUAUUAUUAUUAUUAUUUAUGAGACUACUUACUUGCUAAUACUGCAUGUAAACGAAGGUAACGAAUGGCCGAAAUGUCCUGUUUUUGGACCCUCUGAUUUUACGAAUCCGCCGAAGACCAGCAGCAAAACCAGUGAGAGUACUCCAACUUGAGCGGCCAUUUGUCCCAUCUAAAUCGGUCGCAAACUAGACGAAUUAUAUACCAAAAUAAAGCGAAUUUCUUACUCCAUUCGUAUGUGGCGGUAUAAUUGAGACUUGAACAUGCGCGAAAGAACUAGGACCCAUUCUUACGCGCUAACCGUGAUACGACACUUUGAACGCCUUCGAAAAUUGCGUUAUCGUAAUUUUAAAAAAUGAAUUUUGACCCAUUAAAUCCUAAAGCUUUGGUACUUCAAAAUAACUUCUAAAGUAGCUUUAAUAUAUUUUUUUUCAUUUUGUUGGUAAAAUUAAUCACUAUCAAAACUUCUCUUAGUAAUCGAGGCAAAGGUUCCGAAUUUUGUGUGUUCUUGCGUCAAACAGUGGUGGAGAUGUGGUCGCCGAGACUUAAUAUGGGCUUUUGUUAACGAUGAGUUUAACAUGUUUUCUUUAAUGUCGUCACAGCCUCAAGAUUUUCCCGAAACCUUGCACACAAGAAGAGGGAUUUAGAGUUUUCGAGACGCGUGAAUCGCUGUUUGAAGUAAACAAGACGCGAUAAUUUUUGUCCCAAAGAGGGCGUAAAAGUGGAUCAGGAACCCCUCAUCCACCCCUUCACACCCUCUUUCCUAAAAAAAAAUUAAGAAAAAAAAAGAAACUCGUCUGACAUGCUCCAUUGUUAGUGGUAUGUUUAAGUUCGCGUGCGCUUAACCCUGUAACUCCCAGAUCAAAUUUGUAAUUCUCCUUACAGUCAACCAUACAAUUCUUGUAAUGCUAGUUCAAAGAAUUUAGUAUUGGAUCAUCUAAUUAUUCCCAAAUUGAUAUUUUUCUUUAUUCUCAUCACUUAUCUAGUUGAUAUUGCAUUGAUAUUGUAAGGAGAAAUUCUGUCUUGGUCACUCAUGGGAGUUAAAGGGUUCAGAUUUGUUUCAGAUUUGUUUCAGAUCUGUUUCAUUGUUCAAGCCGUUAUGAGUCGACCUAAAGGUCAUUUCCGGCUAAGUGAUAUGCCUAAAUAUGUGGCAUUGUUGUUUUCUAAACUAAAAACCACUGCAAAGAUGAUGUGUACGAAAGGAACUUUGAUGCUGAUUUUAAAUGUAUUCGUCAUCGUCUUUGUUAUAUCAAGCCAAUCGACAGCAGGUAAGAGAGACUUUGACUGUUAUCCUUUGCACAAAUUUUACAUGUUGACAAGGCAUCCUCUUAAUUGCAUCAAAGAUAUGCUAAGAAGGAAGUCAAACUAAAGAAUCCAAUGUAGUCAGCGCCGUUUGGCUUUUGAGUUUUAAGUUCAAGGCCGGGUUUGAAUAAAAGCCGGACCUAAUUUACAAGUCCUUCUGGAACCCCGUACUUUCAAGUGCGCUUUUCUGGCGAAAUUUUCCGCUUACAUUUGUAUUGAAGCUCUGAUGCAUGGCGCCUUUCGUUCCAUCAUUCGUGCGUCGUAUACAGCUAUGGAAAAUAGGACAACAAGCUGGUGAUGACCACGGCCAAAUUUUGCAUAAACUUGCUAUAACCUAUUUUUAAAUUGUUGGCUUUUCUAGAUCUAGUCAAAUACUACCUUAGCUUUGCCUUUUUGAUGCGCUCGAUUCCAAACAGGAACAUAAUUUCAUUAAUUGUUGUACUAAUGAGGCCUUCGAAGGGGGUUUUUGAUGUCGCCUAAUUGUUUACAAACACCCCUGUGGCCUAUUUGGUUAGGGACAAAUGUCGCUGUCGCUUUUUGUUAGAAUAAAAAUAUCGCUGUCACACUGAAUUUGGCAAUAUAUUUUUCAACAGCAAGGUUUCAAAAAGCAAAUUCCACCGUAUGGAACAUUCAUUCAUUUGAAAGAGCGUUUGCUAAAUUCGAGUGUUAUUUACCUAAUACGAGGACACAGUACACUUUCGAAAAAGUCGCUUGAAAGAGAGCUUUGUUUAGUUAGAAGGACAGGUCUGUAAUAAAAUUUCUACUUGGAGUGAUUGAUUACGGUCCGACAUUGACUUUCCAGUAAGUGAUGUUGCGUCAGCUACUCUCUAUGAACACAUUCCUAAACAAAAAAAUUUAGAUUUAAAAAGAAACUGUUCUGGCAUGCUCCAGUAUUAUUUGUAUGUUUAAGUUUGCUUGAGCCCAAGAUUCUUUUGUGCUGCUUAAGUCGCUAGGAGUCAACCCCAUUCCUUUUUAAGGAAAGACCUAGAGGUCAUUUCUGGCUAAUUGAUGUGCCUCAACUUGUGAAAUUGUUGUUUACUGAACUAAAAACCACUGCAAGGAUGAUGAUUUCGAAAGGAGUUUUGAUGCGAUUUUUAACUUUAAUAAUCUUCGUCUUCGUCUUCUUCUUCUUCGUUAUACCAAGUAAAUCGACUGCAGGUAAGAGAGACUUUGGAUCUCAUCCUUUGCACAGAGUCAAUUAAGAAUCCGCGAUCAUCUGAGACAGGCGAGACAACGGGUGGUUAUAAUGUUAUCUUAAGGUAAUAGAGUUUCGUUAAAGCUAUCAAUGAACUGUUUUUACAUUUCGACACUUGCAUAGAUAACACGACUCCUUAGACCUUAGCAUCACAGACAUUUUGAGAGACAAAUUUACAUGAUGAUAAGGCACCUUCUUAAUUGCAUCAAAAUAUGCUAAGAAGGAAGACAAACUAAAGAAUUCAAUGUAGUCAGCUUUUGGCUUUUGAGUUUUGAGUUCAACGCCGGGCUUAAGUAAAAGCCGGACCUAAUUUACAAGUCCCUAUAAAACUUUAUGCUUUCAAGUGCGUCUUCCUGGCGAAAUUUUCCGCUUACAUUUUUACGUAUCCGAGCGCUGAUGGCGCCUUUACAACCAUCAUUCGUGCGUCAUACAUGUACAGCCAUGGAAAAUAGGACAACAAGCCGGUGAUGCCUACGGCCAAAAUUUGCGGAAACUCGCCAUAACCUCUUUUCAAAUCGUUAGCUUUUCUAGAUCUAGUCGAAUAGUACCUUAGCAUUGCCUCUUUGAUGCGCUCAAUUCUAAACGGGGACAUAAAUUCAUUAAUUGUUGCACUAAUGAGGCCUUCGAAGGAGGUUUUUGAUGUCGCCUAAUUGUUUACAAACACUCCUGUGGCCUAAUUGGUUAAAGACAAAUGUCGCUGUCGCUUUUGUUAGAAAAAAAUGUCGCUGUCGUACUAAAUUUUACAAUAGAGUAAUUUCUGACGUCAUUAAUUGACAAGCCGAUCGCAAGAUAAUGCACAAUUGUAAAGGUAACCAUGCAUUGCAUGAAAUGAGGAAGUGAUGGACUCUUAGAGAUCUAAGAGUUUCGGCGAAGAAAUUUUUUCAGCAGCAAAGUUUCAAAAAGCAAAAUCCACCUUAUGGAACAUUUAUUCAUCUGAAAGAGCAUUUGCUAAAUUCGAGUGUUAUUGACCUAAUACGGGGACACAGUACACUUUCGAAAAUCAGUUAAAAUAGAGCUUUGUUUAGUAAGAACUGACGACAGUUCUGAAAUAAGAUUUCUUCUUUGAGCGAUUCUUUGAGGUCCGCCAUUGACUUUCACGUAGGUGGUUCUGCGUCGGUAGGGGAGUAUAACAAGAUAAUUUCAGUUUUACCAACUGAGUUGAUAAUGGAAAUUGGCCACCGUAAAGAGAUUAGGAGAGAUAGAGAGAUUCAAAGCUAACGUUCAUCAGAGCGAGUGGCGAAAGGCUAACGCCCGAAACGUCAGGUUUGAAACUCUUCACGGUGGCCAAUUUCCAUUAUCAACUCAGUUGAUAAAACCAAAAUUCGUCUGUAAAAGGCCUUCAUGUUAUUUCCUAUAAAACAAUAGUCAAUUGAAUAUCAAAAGUAAUCUGGGAUCGCUUUGGUUUUACUGCACUUUAAUCUGUGAUUGGUCCAGAAAUCUAACACCAUCUUGUCGACCAAUCAGAUGCAAAACUAAAAACAAUCGCGACUUGAUCAUUCGCGUUUUCCCGCGCUUCAGGCAUUUAGCAAAUGAUGAUGUAGACCUUUUUUUCUGAUUGGUUGCAGCGAUUACUUUGGUUUUGGGUUCUUUGAAACUCAAUUGAAAACUGCCCUAUAAGGUGUGAAUCGCCACUCAGCCUAUAUAUGUAUGGUCAAAUUUUAAAAGCGGUUUUACCCAGUCCCUUACUCGUUUAGACCAUGAUCAUAAAUGAACCAUUUCGUAGUAAUACUUUUCUUUGAUUUCAGAAGCUUCGCUGAUCUCUAACUACGACAUCAUGAGAUGUUACGAAGUUGACAUUACAUUUCACUAUCAGAUUGACGGAGGACUCACAAAUAGCACCAUAACAAAUACCAAAGUGCAGUUUUCUUCUCUUUUUCAACAAGUGCCCGGCCUUCUCUCAUUUAACCCAAAGUGCAGUGGUGUCGUGGUCACCAGGAAAGAUAUACUCAGCUCUCCACCGGGAGUGAAAAGUAUAUUUUUUACAAUACCGAUGAUAUUUACUGCAUCAACAAAUGUAGCAGAUGGUCAAAUUUCAACAAAGAUUGUAGAUUGUAUAAGUACCCUGACGGCAAGUUAUAAGGGAUUUAUCGACAGAAACACUCCGAGUAUAUCCCAAAAUGGCACUCAUACUACGUACAAUACAUCCACUAUAUCAGAGAAGCGAUCCUGCUGCGGUGGGAAUAUACCACCGCCCUGUUGCACCGUGGGCUCAGUCAAUGUGUCAAGUAGUAAAUGUGGUAAGUUUAAACAACGUAUGGAUUUUAUUUGUAGUUGACCCAUGGAUAGUUGACCAGUUGAAAAUAUUGGUCCGCCUCUAAGCUGAGUUCUUUCUCCUUUCUUCAGGUUGUUUGCCAGGGUUCCAUUUUGUUCCUGGCAGUUUAUGUCAGCGUUGUCCUUCAGACACCUAUCAGGACGAACAAGGUCAAAGUUCAUGCAAGAAGUGUCCAGGAAGAAAACAAACAUUUGGAAAAACAGGAAUGACUAGCAAUUCCAGCUGCCUAGGUGAGCUUUAAAUAUCAGGGAACGUGUCAGUGAAAUAAGGUUUUAGAAAAAAGAAAGAACGCACUUGAGCUCGAAUAUACUUUCCAGUAGCCGUUCCGUUUUCUUCAUUUCUCUGGAUUAGCAUCAAUAUCAUUUUCACAGUUUAUUUUCUUUUAUCCGGCAUAUUUAGUGCUGUUUGUCUCCUUCAAUGCCUUUUCACUGAAAAUGUUGUGGUAGAUGCUUCUUUUCCAUAUUUUCCACAAUCAGUCUCCAACAAGUUUUCAAUUCACUUUCGAAAGACCAAAACUAAAGUAAUCCCAGCGACAAACCAGAACUAAGGUUUACAUUAUCACACUGAUGAAAGCGAGAGUGAUGUUUUUCACGUCACCAUUUUGAGAAGCAUCCGUUUUCACCUGUCCACAAAAGAAAUUGGGCGUUUUCAAGACUCCACUUUUGAAAUCGUCUUUGACAGUGUUCAUUUUAUUCCCUUUCAUCAGGUGUUUCGGUGUGGACGAAAGAGAAUGGGGCUAUAUUCACCAUAAGCCCCAGUCUUACCGCCGUCUGAACAGUUGAAAACUGCUGACCCGUAUUGCAGAUUGUUAACUCUCCGAGAUGUGUUUUUCACCAAAGAUGUACAUUUCGGAUUUAAUGCUGCAGUCAGAAAUCCUAAAUGUGCAUUACUUAUAUCCACAAUUCAGAGCUUUGUUAAGAGAUCUGAAUCGUCUGUUGCAAAAUUUAAACAAGAUAGAUUUUCAGAUCGGAAAUCUAAAUUGUUAACUACAGGUACUCACUUUAAAUCAACUCAAUCGUUGACUUCUUUGGAUUGACUUGAAUUCUGCAACGUGCUUUGCAAUUGUAAAUUAAAGUUGCUUAUUGCUAAAAUUUUUGCUGGGCAAACUUUAAAUGCUACGUUCUCUCAGAUUCCCUUAUAGCAUCUUUUAAUCUUGAAAAUAUGGUAUGGCAAUAUUUGAACUAUUUCCUUCUCAUUUCAGCUGUUUAUCAGCUUGUGAACGCAGACGUGCCAUUCCAGUUGUUACUUCUUUUAACAGGAUAGCCCUUUACAAGUACAAUUUGUGCAGUUCAACGAGCGUUGUCGGAUGCUGGCCUCCUCUAACUACGGUUCUGUUUUGAAAGAAGCUUCAAACUCUUUAUAAAAAACAUUUAGUGCUUUACUCACCCUUCUAGUCUUUAUCUUAAUAGGUCUCUGGAGUUGUUGCUGUUGGUAAGUAUGUCAACAUCGAAUAUGGCGUACGCAUGUGAGUUAGAGAUUAUCCACCUCUUAGAUAUUUGAGGCUGCUAAGGGUCGCCGCUUGGGAUUUGAAGCAGCGUGCAUUUUAGAGAUCAGAAGCAAACUCUUUGCAAACAACAUUUAGUGCUUUACUCACCCUUUUGGUCUUUUUCUUAAUAGGUCUCCGGAGUUUUUUCUGUUGGUAAGUAUGUCAAGAUUGAAUAUGGCGUACACAACUGAGUUAGAGAUUAAUUUUUUUUUCAAAUUCCCACAUAGCAUCUUUUAACCUUGGUAGCAUGGUGAUAAUGGCAAAUGGCAAAAUCUGAACUAUUUUCCGUCUCCUUGCAGCCGUUUAUCAGCUUGUGAACGCAGAGGUGUUUCCAGUUGUCAUUUCUCUUAACAGGCAAGCCCUUUACAAGUACAAAUUGUGCAGUUCAUCGUCCGUUGUCGGAUACUGGCUUCCUCUAACUACGGUUCUGUUUUGAAAGCAGCUUCAAACUCUUUAUAAACACCAUUUAGAGCUAUACUCACCCUUUUAGUCUUAAUCUUAACAUGUUUCCGGAUUUGUUACUGUUAGUAAAUAUGUCAACAUUGGAUAUGGCGAACGCAAGCGAGUCAGAGAUUAUCCACUCCUAAGACAUUGGAGGCUGCUGGGGUCACCGCUUGGGAUUUGAGGCAGCGUGCAUUUGAGAGGCGAUGGAGACGUCAGUGGCUGAUAAAACCCCGUUUUCUCCCCAACAAAUAAAAUAGGGACCAUUAGCAGUUAGGACGGCAACACCAAAGAAGACAUAGAUUUAAAAAAUGAAUAUUUAUUUUUAGUUGGAAUCUCGCGAAUGACUGGAUGUGUUUACCAUCUCUUACGGCGCACAUCUAGCCCCGGUUUUUCGAAGCUCGGAUAACGCUAUUCACUGGAU
Messenger RNA from Pocillopora meandrina, 17370 nucleotides. The record is from the annotation of a GenBank genome assembly. Lineage: Eukaryota; Metazoa; Cnidaria; Anthozoa; Scleractinia; Pocilloporidae.